Molecule: messenger RNA, 1753 nt
Organism: Ylistrum balloti
Lineage: Eukaryota; Metazoa; Mollusca; Bivalvia; Pectinida; Pectinidae
Product: retinal dehydrogenase 2-like
Exons: 14
Coding region: 34-1527 (497 amino acids)
Molecular function (GO): aldehyde dehydrogenase (NAD+) activity
Source: RefSeq, a predicted model, not a curated record
UCGUGUGUCCACUCCGCAUAGAAUCAUAUCAACAUGGCAGGAAUGACCUUACCCGACCCUAUCAAGAAUCCAAAAGUCAAGUAUACAAAGCUUUUCAUCAACAAUGAGUAUGUGAAUUCUGUCAGCGGGAAAACGUUCCCCACUCUGAACCCAAGUACAGGAGAAAAAAUAGCCAGUAUUCAAGAAGGAGACAAGGCCGACAUUGACAAGGCAGUGAAAGCCGCUCAAGCUGCAUUUCAGCCCAAAACACCAUGGCGCUUGAUGAACGCCAGUCAGAGAGGCGUACUCCUGAACAAACUGGCUGACUUAAUGGAGAGGGACAGAAUAUAUAUAUCGAGUCUGGAAACCUUGGACAAUGGAAAACCGUUCAGAGAUAUGUAUAUGAACGACAUGACGAUGGCGAUCAAUACGUGCCGAUAUUACGCUGGCUGGACAGAUAAGAUCAUGGGAAGAACCAUCCCUGUCGAUGGGCCAUUUUUCUGCUAUACAAGACACGAGCCUGUGGGAAUAUGUGGACAAAUAAUUCCAUGGAACUUUCCUGUACUCAUGUUGAUGUGGAAAGUAGCGCCUGCUCUGGCUUGUGGCAAUUGUAUUGUGCUGAAGCCCGCCGAACAAACGCCAUUGACCGCUCUGUACAUGGGAUCUCUCUUCAAGGAGGCUGGUUUUCCGCCAGGGGUUGUCAAUAUAGUUGCCGGAUAUGGUCCGACCGCCGGUGCUGCCAUCUCGAGUCACACGGGCAUUAACAAAGUCGCAUUCACUGGUUCUACGGAGGUCGGAAAACUCAUUAUGAAGGCUGCUGCCGAUUCCAAUCUGAAGAGAGUUACAUUGGAGCUCGGAGGCAAAAGUCCCAACGUUAUUUUCGCAGAUGCAAACUUGGACUUUGCAGCAGAGAUGUCCCACCAAGCGUUGUUUUACAAUCAAGGCCAAUGCUGCACAGCAGGGUCGAGAACCUAUGUCCAGGAAGAGAUCUAUGAGGAUUUCAAGGACAGGCUUGUCAACAGAGCUAAAGCCCGAUCUGUUGGAGAUCCGUUUGAUCCACAAUUUGAGUCAGGACCACAGAUUGACGAAACACAGUUCAAGAAGAUCUUGUCGCUUAUCAAAAUCGGAGAAAAAGAAGGUGCCAAAUUGGAAUGUGGUGGGAAAGCAAUCAAAGGCAAAGGCUACUUCAUAGAGCCAACAGUGUUCUCGGGGGUCACAGAAAACAUGACCAUCGGCAGGGAGGAGAUUUUCGGGCCUGUUCAGCAAAUAAUAAAAUUUAAGGACAUGGAGGACUUGAUUGAGAAAGCCAACAACACAGCAUAUGGACUGGCUGCUGCCAUAUUCACAAACGACCUUGAGAAGGCAAUAACCUUUAGUAAUAAUGUAAAGGCUGGAUCUGUGUGGGUGAAUGCCUAUAAUGUCAUUUGUCCACAAAGUCCAUUUGGUGGGUUCAAAAUGUCGGGAAUAGGGCGAGAAUUGGGAGAAUACGGACUUCAACAAUAUACAGAGGUCAAAACAGUACUGAUGAAUCCGAUGGCUAAAAUUUAGGUUUACCCGUGGAUAUGAUACAGAGGAGCCAAAUCAGUGAAAGGUGAAAUCACAAAAGAUCUAGACAAUGUCUUUAAUUGAUAAAGUACAUCAAAGCCGUAUAGAAGUAGUGCCUAGACAGAACGCCAGCAGACGUUUCGCCAAAUUCCACAAAAAUACAGGAAACUUCUGUCGUAUAUCUUUAUCUGGCAGGUUUUGUUUUAAAUACAGUGUGUAAAUAAUGUAA